Molecule: messenger RNA, 1662 nt
Organism: Penicillium daleae
Lineage: Eukaryota; Fungi; Ascomycota; Eurotiomycetes; Eurotiales; Aspergillaceae
Product: putative amino acid permease (Can1)
Exons: 3
Coding region: 1-1662 (553 amino acids)
Biological process (GO): amino acid transmembrane transport
Cellular component (GO): membrane
Molecular function (GO): amino acid transmembrane transporter activity
Source: RefSeq, a predicted model, not a curated record
AUGGCAUCUGAAGAUGUUGCUCCCGCGCCCGAGGUCACCAGCAAGUCGGUGAAAGGCGAAGCUCUUGACUCGGAUACCAAGCAUGUCGCACAGGAUAUCAAGCCCUCUGAUGCGGAGGGAAAUCACUCCAAAUCAGCCCCGGGAGAGCUGAAGCGCAAGCUGAAGAGUCGGCAUUUGCAGAUGAUUGCAAUUGGUGGAACUAUUGGAACCGGUCUUUUUAUUUCAAGUGGAACUGCAAUCGCAUACUCCGGUCCCGCGGGCGCGCUGAUUGCCUACAUUUUUGUUGGCUCGAUUGUCUACUCCGUGAUGACCUCACUCGGCGAAGUCGCUACCUAUAUCCCCAUCCCCGGAGCCUUCACCUCGUACGCCGCUCGUCUGAUUGACCCGAGUCUUGGUUUCUCUAUGGGUUGGAUCUACUGGUUCAAUUGGGCUUCUACAUUCGCCGUCGAGCUUACCGCCACGGGAACCAUCAUUCAGUACUGGGACCCAAGUCUGAAUAUCGCGAUCUUUAUCGGUGUCUUCUGGGUGUUUAUUACCGCUCUGAACUUCCUCCCGGUGAACUUCUACGGCGAGCUGGAGUUCUGGUUCUCAUCAAUCAAAGUCGCCACUGUUAUUGGGUUUAUGAUCUUUGCUAUUUGCAUUGACUGUGGCGUGGGCGAUCAGGGCUAUCUUGGGUUUCGUUAUUGGCAUAACCCUGGUGCCUUUGCAACCCACCUUAUUGAGCAGCCUGUGUCAGUCGGCAAGUUUGUUGGAUUUUGGGCCGUCUUGAUCCAAGCUGGCUUCUCGUACCAAGGAACGGAGCUUGUGGGUGUGGCUGCUGGAGAGACCGAGAAUCCCCAGAAGGCUGUGCCUUCGGCUAUUCGCAAGACCUUCGUGCGAAUUCUCCUUUUCUUCGUCCUCACGAUCUUCUUCAUUGGGCUGGUCGUGCCCUACACGAAUGAAAGACUCACCACUAACACUACCAACGCCUCUUCCUCGCCUAUGGUCAUUGCCGCCGAUCUGGCUGGUGUAAAGGUGCUUCCGAGCCUCAUCAACGUUGUGUUACUGACUGUCGUCCUCUCGGCAGCGAAUUCCAACGUGUAUAGCGGUAGCCGAAUUUUGACUGGACUUGCACAUGAAGGCUUUGCCCCGAAAUUCUUUGCUCGUACCACCCAAGGAGGUGUACCGUACAUUAGCGUCAUGUUCACUGCACUGUUCGGACUUCUGGGCUUCAUGAAUGUGUCCAAUAAUGCAGGACAAGUGUUUAACUGGCUAGUCAACCUGUCUAGCGUGGCUGGAUUUGUGACUUGGUCUUCCAUCAAUGCAUGCCACAUCGCUUUUAUGCGUGCACUGGCUGCUCGUGGCGUCUCUCGUGACACACUCCCUUACAAGGCCGUUUUCCAACCCUACCUAGCCUGGUACGGUCUUUUCUUCAAUGUCCUCAUCGCCCUCACCCAGGGUUUCACGGCCUUUAUCCCCACCUUCAAUGUUACGGACUUUUUCAUCGCCUACAUCUGUCCCAUUGUGUUUGUGGUUCUUUACUUGGGACACAAGAUCAUCAUGCGGCCGUCGUUUGUUCGUGCCGCCGAGGCUGAUUUUGAUACUGGUCGGUUGGACUACAAGAAGGAGACGGGCCCUCCUAAGCCUUGGUAUUGGAAAGUGUGGGGUUGGAUUACAAAGUGA